GAAUUUGGAGAUGUCGAGAUGUUCUGUAGCUAGCCUACGAGAUAAAUUCCGAGAGAAGACUGACUCAUUGGUCUGACAUUAAGCUGAUCAGAGCAGUGGCUAUGAGACCAAAUCCCACAACAGGACUGUCACAUGACUAAGCUCACCAUUAGUUUAUUUCCGUGUUCACUUGGGACUGUAUGAAACUGUGAGGGGUGCCCGUCUUGUCCGCGCAGUUGGAUAGAACACUGUGCCAAGCUGGGGUGGGGGGUAAAUUCGGAAUAGGGAGACCACCACAGUAUUCAGCAGGGGCGCACACUGUAGCGGGACCAUGCUCACACGAGUGAAAUCGGCCGUAGCCAAUAUAAUGGGAGGCAUCAUGGCUGGUGGUACCAACGGCGAUAAUCUGGGCAUCUCCGAUUUACCGCUGAAAUUUCCCUACAUGAGACCGGAGUUUUUGGGUCUGUCACCUGACGAGAUCGAGUGCUCCGCGGAUCACAUAGCGCGACCGAUCCUCAUCUUGAAAGAGACGAACAGAUUGCCGUGGACUACAGGAUAUGCAGAGGUGAUCAAUGCAGGGAAGAGUGCUCUGAACGAGGACCAGGCCUGCUGUGAAGUUGUGGCCCUGAAGAGGAGGCCAGCCCCCUCCACCCCCAGCCACACCCCGACCACCCACAGGCGCUCGUCCCUGCCCAACGGCGAGGGUCUGGGGCUCCGAGAGAGCGCUGACUCCGAGGGGCUCGUGCUGCACUACUGGGGCCUGUUUGACGGGCAUGCGGGCUCUGGCGCCGCCGUGGUGGCCUCGCGCCUGCUGCACCACCACAUCCAGCUGCACCUGCAGGAGGUGCAGGACAUCCUGCGGAACCCUGCCGUCCUGCCCCCCACCUGCUUCGGCGAGGAGCCCAACCACCACCAGCACCACCAGCAUCUGUCUCCAGGGGGCGCUCAGCGGGCCCUCACCCGGGCCGCCUCGCUCCGCGGGGCCUCAGGGGCCCCCGGCUCCCCCAGCACGCCGGCCCCACGCUUCUUCACAGAGAAGAAGGUCCAGCACGAGAGCCUGGUCAUUGGUGCCAUAGAAAAUGCUUUCAAAGACAUGGAUGCCCAGAUCGAGCGAGAGAAGGCCGUGUACAACAUCUCGGGCGGCUGCACAGCUCUGGCAGUGGUGCAUCUGCUGGGCAAGCUCUAUGUGGCCAAUGCUGGAGACAGCAGGGCCAUCAUCGUCCGCAACGGCGAGAUUGUCCCCAUGUCGACAGAGUUCACCCCGGAGACAGAGAGGCAGAGGCUCCAGUUUCUGGGUUUCAUGCAGCCUCACUUGCUGGGCAACGAGUUUACGUAUCUGGAGUUCCCUAGACGGGUGCAGAGGAAGGAGGUGGGGAAGAGAAUGCUCUACAGGGACUUCACCAUGAAUGGAUGGGCAUAUAAAACCAUAGAAGACGACGACCUGAAGUUUCCUUUAAUAUACGGGGAAGGGAAGAAGGCACGUGUACUGGCUACUAUCGGUGUAACCCGGGGCCUCGGCGAUCAUGACCUGAAAGUGCACGACUCCAACAUCUACAUCAAACCUUUCCUCUCCUGCUGUCCAGAGGUGAAGGUGUAUCCCCUCACUCAGUUUGAGCAUGGAGCAGAUGACGUGUUGGUACUGGCAACCGAUGGCCUGUGGGAUGUCCUCUCCAACGAGGAAGUGGCUGAGGCUGUCACCUGUUUCCUUGGUAACUGUGACCCAGAUGAUCAGAACAGAUAUACCAUGGCAGCUCAGGAUCUGGUGAUGAGAGCACGAGGAGUGCUUAGAGACAGGGGCUGGAGGAUAGCUAAUGACCGCCUGGGUUCUGGGGAUGACAUCUCCGUGUACAUCAUCCCACUCCUACAUGGGAACAAGCAAACCUAGCCAACAUGGACUCAGGGCCGUUGAAUUAGUGGCCUCGUGUUCUGGGAAAUCCUGAGGCAUUGAUGAUUGUUUGAGUCUCUGAGGGCCGACAGAUCCAAUCCACUGACAAGGAUACAAACUGUCAACCAUCAACACCCCAUUGGUAAAGGUAACAAACAAUUUUGUUUGUGGAAAUGGAAGAUCUCAGGAUGCAAGAGACCCUCUUCAGUGCCACCAUUUUGUAGUUUGGGAUGGAUUCAAAAGCUGCUGAUGAACAUUGUACAUUGUUUGCCAUUUUUAUCCCAGGACUUGUACUGUCUUUGGGAUGCCCUAAGAGAGUUUAUGAGCAUGCCAAAGUAUUGGCUAUUCUUUGACUUUAGUUGGGGCUAUAUUUAUUUAUUUUGAAAGUUAAUACAGGAUUGUUAAAUAAACAUUCUUAACAUAUAGUUUUAUUGUCAAAAGAUUAGAUUUAAAUGUGAAAACAUCUGUCUUUUCCUCAGAUAGCUUAAGUAAAUGUGCGAAAGAUUCUUUUAAAUCUCCUGUUUUAUGGAGAGUUUGUACAGACAUUAAAUAGACUAAUCAGAGUUGCUUACAAGUCAUCAAGAUGGUCUUCCCUCAGCAGCCAGACUGUUCUCUCUCUCCAAGUAAGAGUGGCCAUCUGCCAUGUGUACAUUUCCACCGACUCCAACCUAAACAGAGCUGUCAGACUCCCGGUAUUCUGUUAUACUAUGGGUCUCAUUUGGAGAGAGGGCUCAAUGCUCCCUUGAGGUGCAGGGGAGUGGUGAUUAUGCUGUGUAUACUUACCAGUGCACUGCAAGUGGAACUGCUUAAACCAUUACCCUUAUUCGCAUGUGGCGAAAGAACAAUAUUCCGUUUCAGCAUUGGUAACUGGCAGUUUGGGUGCCUUUGCACGUUUAAAUAUUUGGACAUUAAUUGCCUGAAUCAGAAACACCAUAACAAUUGGACUAUGCAUCAGCUUCUUAUGCAGUCCAAGUAAUUUUGAAGUGACUAAAGAGAGAGUUAGAAGCUUAUAUUUACGAUGCCAGUGGUAAUCUAGUGCUCUAUCAGACAGUACAAAUAGUCAGUAUUCUUCUCAGCAUGAAGUACUGUUGCAUGAUUGUGUUGCUCCAAUGUAUAAGUACAUAGUAUGAGUUUUUUAAAAAAACAUAAUCUAUUUGCAUUAGUGUACCGUAUAGAUCAGUCCCUGUGUAGUUUAUUGAGGUUUAUGUUUCAUUACUCAGAACAAGAUAACAAUGGGUGUUAAAUGCCUUAACGCCUCAGUAUUAUGUUUUACCACUGAUGUAAUGCAAGAUGUUUUUAAUGUAAUUCACACAGAGCAAAUUGUUUCAGAUUCAGAAGUUCACAUGCAAUUGGCUUUAGUCCAUGACCUGAUAUACUUGUUAUCUCACAACAGACAUGUAAGAGGUGAGUAAAACAUUAAUACAUGUCAUUCCUCCUGACAAGUUUCAGAAGGUACAAUUUGUGCAUACCAUACCAGCACAUUCUGUGCAAAGUAAUAAAUUCUUCCCCCAACUAUCUUCACAACUGUUCUGAUAAUUGAUGCUGCAAGUGCAGUUUUUUUGAUCUGUAGAGGAAAAAAGCAUUCAAAUGUAUACUGUGACUUAUGUGCAAAUCAAUGCUGUGUUGGUGCCAUAGACCAUGUUAUGUUUAUGUUCAUAUAACUGUUUGAUUAACUUAAGAACUGAUUUUUUAAAUUUAUUUGGUAUGAAUGUUUGUUUUAAUUUAUUAAAUAAUCAUAAAUGACCAUAAUGAAAAUGAUAGUCUUACUAUAUGUACAAAUUGAUUGUUUGUGUUUCUCCCUAUUUCUGUCAUGGCUUCCUGUGAAAUGAAUGCUCGGUCAUAAAUAUUUGAAGUGAUGUUAGGUGAGCCAAGUGAUCAUUAAGAUUAUUUCCACUGGGGCUCCUCGUGUCUCAGUCUAAACUAUUCCCGGAGCCUCUAAGCUGUAUUUAUCUUACUGAGGGCUGAGCAUGAGCUGGAUUGAUGGGAGGGAAAUAAUGUUGUGAUGCCUGACUGACUGUACAAAUGAGCCUCUGCCUGGGAGAUUCUAUCCAGGUGGAUCAUUACGAAGGAAUUGCAGUCCACAUGUCACUGUGAAAUGUACUCAAACUCCACAUCCGGGCCCAAAACACUCGUAUCCCAUCUCAAACCUCAAAACCGCAGGCUCUUCCUCCGUCUCUCUCAUGUGGAUAACUUUUAUUCCCUGUAAAAUGCAUGACUGGAAGAUCCAAUAUUUCUCACAUUGAAGAGGACUUUAAUUCCUAAACAUGGGUUGUGUGUAAUUUCAAGUUGUCUGGGGGGAAAUGGCAAGACUCCUUUGGCUUUAUACCACACCACACCACAUCAUCUGUCACCUUUUUACUGCAUCAGGAUUUCCCCCAGUUCUAUUUGUGCAGACUGCAUCACAUCAAUUAUGAAUUGGUGUAGUAAAUGGCCGCAGAGGAACGCCGGCCAAUCGGAUUUAUGUGGAUAAGAGAAAUGUGCAUGUCUUAUGUGAAAAGUAAAUGUCUUACACAUGAAAAAUGACAUUUAUGUACAGGAUAUUUGAAUUUCUUUUGUAUGUGAAACCACUUUUGUAAUCAUUAGUAAACCUUUUGGAUUCAGCAUUUGCUAAAAA
Messenger RNA from Alosa alosa (allis shad), 4478 nucleotides. RefSeq names its product protein phosphatase, Mg2+/Mn2+ dependent, 1H (gene ppm1h). Gene Ontology annotation, biological process: protein dephosphorylation. Bases 311 to 1864 code for a protein of 517 amino acids. The transcript has 10 exons. The record is from RefSeq and is a predicted model, not a curated record. Gene Ontology annotation, molecular function: protein serine/threonine phosphatase activity. NCBI's taxonomy places the organism in Eukaryota, Metazoa, Chordata, Actinopteri, Clupeiformes, Clupeidae.